Molecule: messenger RNA, 1929 nt
Organism: Eremothecium gossypii ATCC 10895
Lineage: Eukaryota; Fungi; Ascomycota; Saccharomycetes; Saccharomycetales; Saccharomycetaceae
Gene: SPB4
Product: ATP-dependent RNA helicase SPB4
Exons: 1
Coding region: 1-1929 (642 amino acids)
Cellular component (GO): nucleolus
Molecular function (GO): ATP binding; nucleic acid binding; RNA helicase activity
Source: RefSeq, marked provisional
AUGUCUUUUCUCGAUUUUUGUUUUCUUUUCGUUGCGAUGUCAAAAAAUUCGAGUGAACGACUUCAGUCGUCUCAUCGCCAGCAAGAUCUUAAUAGCAAUAGUCGACUACAGGAAACACAAGCUUUCAUAAUGUCGAAAUCUUUAUCAUGGGAUACACUAGACUAUACUCUACAACCAUGGAUUCGUACUGCUGUUGAUGCCAUGGGUUAUGAGACCAUGACACCUGUACAGGCAUCGACGAUCCCGCUAUUUGCCAGAAACAAAGAUGUGGUUGUAGAAUCUGUGACCGGUUCGGGGAAGACCGUGGCAUUUGUCAUACCUGUAUUGGAGAGAGUGAUACAGGAUGAUGCCAAUAGUUCAAAGCUCAAAAAAGGCCACUUCCACACCAUAAUAAUCUCCCCUACGCGGGAGCUUGCAUCACAGAUACAGGGCGUGAUUGAAGCGUUUCUGACAUACUAUCCAGAUGGAGAAUAUCCUAUAAAAUCACAGUUGCUUAUCGGUAGCAAUACCAGUAGUGUCAGAGAUGAUGUUGCAGCGUUUUUGGAACAUAGACCGCAAAUUUUAGUUGGUACGCCUGGAAGGCUAUUAGACUUUCUUAAGAUGCCAAACAUCAAGACGUCUUCAUGUGGCGCAGCUAUCCUUGAUGAGGCCGACAAGUUAUUGGAUAUGAAUUUUGAGAAGGAUGUCGAGACAAUACUGAAGAUGCUACCCAAGCAAAGGAGAACUGGCUUAUUUUCUGCAACGGUCAGUAGUGCGGGAACUCAAGUGUUCAAGACAGGAAUGAGAAAUCCGGUAAAGGUAUCUGUAAAGACAAGUAAUAAGGCGCCCUCGUCUCUGGAUAUCAACUAUAUUGUUAUCGAACCUAGAAUGAAGUUACAGCUUUUAUUGACCCUGUUGAACAAUUACAGAUACAAGAAGUGCAUCGUUUACCUCCCCACCUGCAUUGCGGUCACGUAUUUCUAUUCUAUCUUGCAGCAUUUGGCGAAGCUUAACAAGAUGGACGAAAACCUUAAACUAUAUUCGCUACAUGGUAAGCUGCUGACCAAUUCAAGGAUGAAGACCCUAGACAGGUUUACUCAGGAGUUGGGCAAAGCUGUGCUACUAACCACUGAUGUGGCUGCGAGAGGUAUCGAUAUCCCGGAUAUUGAUUUAGUCUUGCAAAUGGAUCCGCCAAUCGAUGCUGACAUCUUUUUGCACAGAUGUGGUCGUGCUGGAAGGGCAAAUAGAGCUGGCAGAGCUAUAGUAUUCCUCAACCAGGGGAGGGAGGAAGAUUAUAUUCCCUUCUUGCAGGUAAAAAAUGUGGAAGCCAAAGAACUUGAUACUGUCGCAAUUAAGCCAAUCGAGGGACUACCUGAGAUUAUUAGAGCUUGGAUAUUAGAGGAUCGUGCACGGUUUGAUCAUAGCUUGAAGGUAUACGUCGCCUUCUUGAGAUAUUAUUCGAAACAUACUGCGUCUUCGAUAUUUAGAUUGCAAACCCUGGACUACAUUGGAAUUGCGGAAAUGCAUGGCCUAAUUCGUCUACCGGGUACCCCAGAAAUACAAAGAUACUUGUCGAAGGAUGCGAUUCCAGAGGAUGGAUGGCUGGUAUCACCACCGAUUGACCUUGAUUCGUUUGCAUACGCGGACCCUCAGAGGGAAAAGGCCCGAAAACUAGCGAAGAAAGAAGCCAAGGAUGUGAAGGAUAAUAACAAAUUGAAAAGUGAAAUGCGGAAGAACAAUGAAGCUUGGUCCAAGAAGACGGUCACCAAGGAAAAUAAACUUCAGCGGAAGGAGAAGAUGGCUCUAAAGAGGAAGGCGAUAGAGGAAAAACUGAUAGAGAAUAGCGAUGACAGCGACAAUGAAGUCGAAACGGACUGGAAAGACAUCGUGAGGCAGCGCAAGAAGAAGAAAACUAACAGCGGGAUGCAGGGCGACUUUGGAGAUCUAUAG